Molecule: messenger RNA, 5561 nt
Organism: Exophiala oligosperma
Lineage: Eukaryota; Fungi; Ascomycota; Eurotiomycetes; Chaetothyriales; Herpotrichiellaceae
Exons: 8
Coding region: 120-4415 (1431 amino acids)
Biological process (GO): transmembrane transport
Cellular component (GO): membrane
Molecular function (GO): ATP binding; ATP hydrolysis activity; ABC-type transporter activity
Source: RefSeq, a predicted model, not a curated record
UAUGAUUUGGUCACUAACCUCUCGAAUCUCUCCCGUUCCCAUUCCUUCAUCCUCCAAUUUGCUGCUAUCAACCGCCGAACCUGCCACUAAUCGCCUUUGCGCAGUAUUGGCUACAGUAGAUGAGGGGCUUUGUUGAAGAGCAGUCCGUCUUGACUGCUCCCGGCGGCGAAAGUCCGCCAUAUUUCAAUUCUCCAACGACAUUUUUUCGACAGCCUCUAUGUGGUGAUCCAGAAGGCUGGGGUCCGAUCAGCUCGCUCCGAUGGGAUCUUACGCCUUGCUUUCUUGAUGUCUGGGUCCUUGGUGUUGCUGUCUGGGGGGUGUUAUUCGGCGCUGGAGCACUCUGGUUUAUGCUCAAGAAGCGAGUACCUCAAGAUGUCCCCAAGAACUGGCAUUUCUAUACGAAGCUAACUGUGCUCACUGCUAUCAUCCUCUCGACUGCCCUCCAGACCGCCCUACAAAUCCAAGAACUGCCGGGAAUAUGGUACCAGGACAUAAGAUUUUACACGUCGGUCGCUACAAUUAAAUCACUCAUUGUCGUCCUUUAUAUACAGUACCAUGAGCAUUGGCGAUCGAGGAACCCAAAUGGCGUCGUAUUGUUCUACUGGGUCUUUUUCAUUUUGGCGUAUGCCGUGAAACUGCGCUCUCUCAUUGCUCGGGACGCUCAGAAGAAUCAACUUCCUUAUUUUGUCACCUUCGUCAUCAGCCUUGGUUUGGCAGUCGUGGAGUUCGUACUGGAAUACUUUGUGCAGAAAAAGCAAAGUGCAUAUGAUGCACUGGGAGCCGAGGAUGAAUGUCCCUACGAAUACGCCGAUGUUUUCUCAAUCCUCACCUUCGGCUGGAUGACCCCAAUGAUGAAGUUUGGCUACAAGAAUUUUUUGACUCAGGAUGACUUGUGGAAUCUGCGCCCUCGAGACAGUACGAAGGUAACGGGCGAUUUGCUACAGGAAGCAUGGGAAAUUGAACUCAAAAAGAAGAAACCGAACCUAUGGAUAGCCUUGGGCAGGGCUUUUGGAGGGCCAUAUAUACGCGGAGCGUUUAUCAAGACUAUCAGCGAUAUGCUUGCCUUUGUGCAGCCUCAACUGCUUCGGCUUCUCAUUCGUUUCGUGGAUUCUUACCGUGCAGGACGACAACCAGAACCAGCCAUCCGUGGCAUUGCCAUUGCACUGGCCAUGUUCGCAACAUCAGUCUGCCAGACUGCCGCCCUCCAUCAAUACUUCCAGCGCGCUUUUGAGACUGGCAUGAGGAUUAAGUCGUCGUUAACUGCGAUGAUAUACGGCAAAUCGCUUCGUUUGUCAAAUGAGUCCCGCGCGACAAAAUCCACCGGCGACAUCGUUACCUAUAUGAGUGUUGACCAACAACGUCUUGCUGACCUGGCACAAUGGGGCCAACAACUUUGGUCGGCACCAUUUCAGAUCACCCUUUGCAUGCUGUCUCUAUAUCAACUGGUGGGCGUAUCCUGCUUUGCUGGCGUGGCGGCAAUGAUUAUCAUGAUUCCGGUCAAUGGCUUCAUUGCCAGAUUCAUGAAGAAGCUUCAGCUGUCACAGAUGAAAUACAAAGAUCGACGUUCUCGCUUGAUGACCGAAAUUUUGAACAACAUGAAGAGCAUCAAGCUAUACGCAUGGGGUUCGGCUUUCAUGGAAAAGUUAAGCCACGUGCGCAACGAUUUGGAAUUGAACAAUCUUCGUAAGAUUGGAGCCGCUCAAUCUUUCUCAACCUUCACGUGGUCAUCUACGCCUUUCUUCGUCUCGUGCUCAACUUUUGCCGUCUUCGUGCUGGUCAACAACAAGCCGCUCACCACGGACCUUGUAUUCCCGGCUCUGACGCUAUUCAACCUUCUGACUUUCCCGCUCACUGUUUUGCCAAUGGUGAUCACUAGCAUCAUCGAGGCGACUGUGGCAGUGAAGAGAUUGACAGAUUUUUUCACGGCCGACGAACUACAAGAAGAUGCAGUCAGAUACAUUGAUGAACCGCCCAAACGUUCUGGAGAAUCGUCGGUCUCCAUUACAGACGCCAGUUACACUUGGAACAAGAACGAGGACAGGACUGUCUUGCGUAAUAUUAAUUUCAAUGCCAACAAGGGAGAACUUACAUGCUUGGUUGGACGUGUCGGAGCCGGCAAAUCGUCGCUCUUGCAAGCGCUUCUGGGAGAUCUCUGGAAACUUAGUGGCGACACAGUCGUUCGAGGUCGCAUUGCCUAUGCUGCACAAUCUGCGUGGAUUAUGAAUGCAAGCGUCAAGGACAACAUCACCUUUGGUCAUAGGUGGGAUCCUCACUUCUACAACCAAACUGUCCAAGCUUGUGCUCUUGUCGCUGACUUCAGACAACUGCCGGACGGUGAUCAAACGGAAGUCGGGGAGCGAGGAAUCUCAUUAUCUGGAGGUCAAAAGGCUCGUUUGGCGUUAGCACGAGCAGUGUAUGCCAGGGCUGAUGUCUAUCUCCUCGACGACGUUCUCUCAGCCGUCGAUGCUCAUGUUGGACGCCAUUUGAUCAAUAAUGUUCUGGGCCCGAAUGGACUGUUGAAUGGGAAGACCAGGAUUCUAGCCACAAAUUCCAUCCCGGUCCUGAAAGAGGCUGAUUAUAUGUACUUCCUUCGUGAUGGCGUUAUUUCCGAAAAGGGAACAUAUCAACAAUUGAUGGCAAUGCGAGGAGAUGUAGCCAAUAUGAUCCGGACCUCUACGAGCGAUGAUGAUCAAGAAUCCGAAGGCGAACGGAGUCCAAGCAUCGAAGGGAUGGAAUCAGAUGAGUCGGCAACAAUCGUGGCUAAUGGAGUGCAAGACGAGCUCGAUGCCGAAGAAGCCGAGGAAGCACGUCAAGAGAUCGGUGGUUUAGAGCCCAUCCGUGCUGGGGCAUUCACGGCGCGCAAAUCUAGCUUCAACACUCUGCGACGUGCAUCGACCGCUAGUUUUCAUGGACCAAUGGGCCGUCUCACUGAUGAAGAGGCCGGUCUCAAAUCCAAGCAGACCAAGGAAACUUCUGAACAGGGCAAGGUCAAGUGGUCAGUCUAUACGAGUUAUGCCAAGGAGAGUAACCUCAUUGCGGUGUGCUUCUACUUUCUGGCUCUUGUUGCCGCUCAGACAGCACAGGUCGCCGGCAACUUUUGGUUGAAGCGUUGGUCGGAGAUCAAUGAGCGGUUUGGCGCUAAUCCUUCCGUCGGGAAAUACAUUGGUAUUUACUUUGCAUUUGGUAUAGGAGGUUCGGCACUUGUCGUUAUACAGACGCUUCUCCUCUGGAUUUUCUGUUCGAUAGAGGCUUCUAGAAAGCUACAUGACCGCAUGGCCUAUGCUAUAUUCCGUUCUCCGAUGAGCUUCUUUGACACGACUCCUGUCGGGAGGGUUCUCAACCGCUUCAGCAGUGACAUCUAUCGGGUGGACGAAGUCAUUGCUCGGACCUUUAACAUGCUUUUUGUCAACGCCGGCAGGGCGUUAUUUACCCUCGGUGUCAUCGCAGCCUCGACACCGAUCUUCCUGGUCCUUGCCGUUCCUCUGGGUGCCGUAUACAUUAUCUACCAAAGAUACUACCUUCGGACUUCUCGGGAACUCAAAAGACUUGAUAGUGUCAGUCGCAGUCCUAUAUACGCGCAUUUUCAAGAGUCCCUCGGUGGCGUAUCUACUAUUCGUGCCUAUCGACAAUCGAAAAGGUUCAUUCAGGAGAAUGAAUGGCGAAUGGAUGCAAAUCUACGAGCAUACUUCCCUUCAAUCAGCGCCAAUCGAUGGCUGGCAGUUCGCUUGGAGUUUAUCGGUUCCAUCAUCAUCCUGGCUGCUGCUGUUUUCGCUAUAAUCUCUGUGACAACUGGCAGUGGAUUGACGGCAGGCAUGGUCGGCCUUGCGAUGUCAUAUGCCUUACAGAUCACCCAGUCCCUGAACUGGAUUGUGCGCCAAACCGUGGAAGUUGAAACCAACAUCGUUUCUGUAGAGCGCGUGCUCGAGUAUGCCGAACUCCCAAGUGAGGCUCCCGAUGUUAUGUUCAAGAGCCGGCCCAGUAUCGGGUGGCCAGCUCAUGGUCAAAUCACGUUCAAAGAUUACACGACGAGGUAUCGGGAGGGUCUGGAUCCCGUUUUGAAAAACAUAAACCUAAGCAUCCAGGCUCGAGAGAAGGUCGGCGUCGUUGGACGCACAGGAGCUGGAAAAAGUUCUCUAACAUUAGCACUCUUUCGCAUAAUUGAACCUACAUCAGGACAUAUCAGCAUCGACGGACUUAACACGUCCACAAUCGGUCUGUUAGACUUGCGAAGACGCCUGGCGAUUAUACCACAGGAUGCUGCACUAUUCGAGGGAACAAUCCGCGACAAUCUGGACCCGCGGCACGUACAUGAUGAUACCGAACUCUGGAGCGUACUUGAUCAUGCCCGCUUAAAGGACUAUGUUUCAGAUCUACCUGGUCAACUGGACGCCACUAUCCACGAAGGUGGUAAGUGAACACAUGAAUUGUUGCCCGUGCUUCAGCUUGCUCUGGCCUGCCACUGACGUUAUCACUCUUGCAAAUCUAGGUUCCAAUUUGAGCCAUGGACAACGCCAACUCGUCUCUUUGGCUCGUGCCUUGCUCACCCCCAGCAACAUUUUGGUUCUCGACGAGGCAACAGCUGGAGUCGAUGUCACGACUGACGCGCUCUUACAAAAGACUCUUCGUAGCACUAUCUUCGACAACCGCACCGUCAUUACAAUCGCACAUCGAAUAAAUACCAUUAUUGACUCCGACAAAGUCGUGGUCUUGGAACAGGGUCGAGUUGUCGAAUUUGACACUCCGAAAGAGCUGAUUAAGAAGCGGGGGCUUUUCUACGAUCUCGUCCGCGAAGCUGGGUUACUUGAUAGCUUUGAGAGUUGAUUGGAAAGAAGAAAAGAUUCGAUGAGCAAAUUUCGAGCGUAAUGACUACUUCAACGACCUUUGUGGGCUCACAAGACCCCUGGCAAUAACAAACGCUGAGUCGACGUCAUUGAGAUAUGGACUACCUCCUUGCGUCUUCUACGACGCAUUUUGGCCGCUGCAGAAAUCGAUAUUGCCUCUAUCGUGUAGUACGAUCUAAUCAGCGCAAAGAAACAUCAGCAACAUUAUACUGAUGUCCCAAGAAAGAUUUUGUUGGAGUUGGGUACCGGAAUCAAAAGCAGCGUUUCCAAUUGUUAAAACGAAAGUUCACGUUAAGUGACAAAAUAGGUACUUAAAUUUGUUUCCACUGAAUGAUAUGCCUAGGUCAAUAAUCCUAUCUUCUUCGUUGGUUUAGAGUUUGAACGCGGUAUCAAAGCAGGGCAUACAAUCAUCACGACGAAGAAGAGAGGGUAUGGAAUGAUACGAACGGAUACAUUGAUGUGUUACCAUUGGGUGAUAUCCCUCAAGGUAGUUGACACUUGAGUCUUCUCCGUGGGCCUCCAAUUUGACCGCAGUACCGAAGUUGAAAUUAGGGGUCUGUUAGUAUUAUGAUACAUUCGAGACGUUCUGGGCCACUGCAACAGAUGUCAAACCAAUUCCAACCGGUACAUCGGAUCCUCGAGGGGACGAGCUUGUAUCAUGAGCUCAGCGACAUGAUCCAACGAGAUGAGAGAAGAAGAAAGGAUCACGGAUUGCUACGG